AUGUGGAACAACGACAACGAUGGAAUGCCUUUGGCUCCUCCUGGUACCGGCGGAUCGAUGAUGCCGCCACCUCCCGUAGCACACCCUUCUUACACGGCGCUUCCGCCGCCGUCAAAUCCGACCCCUCCGGUAGAGCCUACUCCUGAGGAGGCGGAGGCGAAGCUUGAGGAGAAGGCUCGAAAGUGGAUGCAGCUAAACUCGAAACGUUACGGCGACAAGAGGAAGUUUGGAUUCGUGGAAACGCAGAAGGAGGACAUGCCACCUGAGCACGUCAGAAAGAUUAUCAGGGAUCAUGGUGAUAUGUCAUCGAAAAAAUAUCGUCACGACAAACGUGUAUACCUUGGAGCCCUUAAAUUCGUACCUCACGCUGUUUUCAAGCUGCUUGAAAAUAUGCCUAUGCCAUGGGAGCAGGUUCGAGACGUGAAGGUUUUGUACCACAUCACCGGAGCUAUUACAUUUGUGAACGAGAUACCAUGGGUUGUGGAACCUAUUUACAUGGCUCAGUGGGGAACUAUGUGGAUAAUGAUGAGGAGGGAAAAGAGGGAUCGUAGACAUUUCAAGAGGAUGCGGUUUCCACCAUUUGAUGAUGAGGAGCCUCCACUAGACUAUGCAGACAACUUGUUGGACGUGGAUCCUUUAGAGCCUAUUCAACUGGAGCUAGAUGAGGAAGAAGAUUCUGCUGUAUACACUUGGUUUUACGAUCACAAGCCACUCGUAAAAACAAAACUGAUUAAUGGUCCUAGUUACCGGAGGUGGAAUCUCUCACUUCCAAUUAUGGCAACCCUUCACAGGCUUGCAGGCCAGUUACUGUCUGAUUUGAUUGAUCGCAACUACUUCUACUUGUUUGAUAUGCCAUCUUUCUUCACAGCAAAGGCUCUGAACAUGUGCAUACCUGGUGGUCCUAAGUUUGAACCUUUGUACCGUGAUAUGGAGAAAGGGGAUGAGGACUGGAAUGAGUUUAAUGACAUCAACAAGCUUAUCAUUCGUUCCCCUCUGCGAACAGAGUACAGGAUAGCUUUUCCUCAUCUGUACAACAAUCGGCCUAGGAAAGUAAAACUCUGUGUUUAUCAUAGUCCUAUGAUUAUGUACAUAAAGACCGAGGAUCCUGAUCUUCCAGCAUUUUAUUAUGAUCCGUUAAUUCACCCGAUAAGCAACACUAAUAAGGAAAGGCGUGAAAGGAAGGUUUACGAUGAUGAUGAGGAUGACUUUACCUUACCAGAAGGUGUGGAACCUUUACUGAGAGACACCCAACUCUACACUGACACUACAGCUGCUGGCAUUUCAUUGCUGUUUGCCCCACGACCUUUCAAUAUGAGGUCUGGGAGGACGCGACGGUCAGAAGAUAUUCCCCUGGUGUCAGAGUGGUUCAAGGAGCACUGUCCUCCAGCAUAUCCAGUUAAAGUUCGGGUUAGUUACCAAAAGCUUUUGAAGUGCUAUGUGCUGAAUGAGUUGCACCACAGACCACCUAAAGCUCAGAAAAAGAAGCACUUGUUCCGGUCUCUUGCAGCUACAAAGUUUUUCCAAAGUACCGAACUGGAUUGGGUUGAAGUGGGUCUGCAAGUUUGCCGGCAGGGGUAUAAUAUGCUGAAUCUGUUGAUUCACAGGAAGAACUUGAACUACCUGCAUCUGGACUACAAUUUCAAUCUUAAGCCUGUGAAAACUUUGACCACCAAGGAGCGAAAGAAGUCACGUUUUGGUAACGCGUUUCAUCUCUGUCGUGAGAUCCUCCGACUGACAAAACUUGUAGUUGAUGCAAAUGUCCAAUUCCGACUUGGUAAUGUUGAUGCCUUCCAAUUGGCUGAUGGUCUGCAAUAUAUCUUCUCCCAUGUUGGCCAGUUGACGGGUAUGUAUCGUUAUAAAUACAGACUGAUGAGGCAAAUUAGGAUGUGCAAGGAUUUAAAGCAUUUGAUAUAUUACCGCUUCAAUACUGGUCCUGUUGGUAAGGGACCAGGAUGUGGAUUUUGGGCUCCAAUGUGGAGGGUAUGGCUGUUUUUCCUUCGGGGAAUUGUUCCUCUUCUUGAACGUUGGUUAGGGAAUCUUCUUGCUCGUCAAUUUGAGGGGCGGCAUUCGAAAGGAGUGGCCAAAACAGUCACAAAACAGAGAGUUGAAAGCCAUUUCGAUUUGGAGCUUCGAGCUGCUGUCAUGCAUGACGUCCUUGAUGCCAUGCCAGAGGGUAUUAAACAAAAUAAGGCGCGGACAAUAUUGCAGCACCUUAGUGAGGCAUGGCGGUGCUGGAAAGCUAAUAUCCCAUGGAAGGUCCCUGGGUUACCUGUGCCAAUUGAGAAUAUGAUCCUCCGUUAUGUCAAGUCUAAAGCUGAUUGGUGGACAAAUGUUGCUCACUACAAUCGGGAGCGUAUCAGAAGAGGCGCUACUGUUGAUAAGACAGUUUGUAGAAAGAAUCUCGGAAGGUUGACUCGCCUUUGGCUAAAGGCAGAACAGGAACGGCAGCACAAUUACCUGAAAGACGGUCCAUAUGUCACUCCGGAAGAAGCACUUGCAAUUUAUACAACUACUGUUCAUUGGCUGGAAUCAAGGAAGUUUUCUCCAAUCCCGUUCCCGCCAUUGUCCUACAAACAUGACACAAAGUUGCUCAUCCUGGCCCUUGAGAGAUUGAAGGAAUCUUAUAGUGUAGCUGUGAGGUUGAAUCAGCAGCAGCGAGAGGAGCUUGGUCUGAUUGAACAAGCUUAUGACAAUCCUCAUGAAGCUCUGUCACGAAUAAAACGUCAUCUUCUCACCCAGCGUGGCUUCAAAGAGGUUGGCAUAGAGUUUAUGGAUCUAUAUAGCUACUUGAUUCCAGUUUAUGAAAUAGAGCCUCUAGAGAAAAUUACAGAUGCCUAUCUCGAUCAAUACUUGUGGUACGAGGGUGACAAGCGCCACUUGUUUCCAAACUGGAUUAAGCCAGCAGACUCAGAGCCGCCACCACUUCUGGUUUAUAAGUGGUGUCAAGGUAUCAAUAAUUUGCAAGGCAUAUGGGACACAGGUGAUGGGCAGUGUGUGGUUAUGCUCCAGACUAAGUUCGAAAAGUUCUUUGAGAAGAUCGAUUUGACAAUGUUGAACAGGCUUCUUCGUUUGGUACUUGACCAUAAUAUUGCAGAUUAUGUGUCUGCCAAGAACAAUGUGGUUCUAUCUUACAAGGAUAUGAGUCAUACUAACUCGUAUGGUCUCAUCAGGGGACUUCAGUUUGCAUCAUUUGUUGUUCAGUUUUAUGGACUAUUGCUUGAUCUUUUGCUUCUUGGUCUGACUCGAGCGAGUGAAAUUGCUGGGCCACCGCAGAUGCCUAAUGAGUUUAUGACAUUUUGGGAUACAAAAGUGGAGACACGCCAUCCCAUAAGGCUGUAUUCUCGGUACAUAGACAAAGUUCAUAUAAUGUUUAAAUUUACCCAUGAAGAGGCUCGAGAUCUUAUUCAGCGCUAUCUUACGGAGCAUCCCGAUCCAAACAAUGAAAACAUGGUGGGAUACAACAAUAAGAAGUGCUGGCCGAGAGAUGCAAGGAUGAGGUUGAUGAAACAUGAUGUCAAUCUUGGUAGAAGUGUCUUCUGGGACAUGAAAAAUCGUCUUCCCCGGAGCAUUACAACUUUGGAGUGGGAGAACGGCUUCGUCUCUGUCUAUAGCAAGGAUAAUCCUAACCUGCUCUUCAGCAUGUGUGGAUUUGAAGUUCGCAUACUUCCAAAAAUCAGGAUGACCCAAGAAGCUUUCAGCAACACAAGAGAUGGUGUCUGGAAUCUGCAAAAUGAACAGACCAAAGAGAGGACUGCAGUUGCUUUUCUGCGAGUUGAUGAUGAACAUAUGAAGGUGUUCGAGAACCGUGUGAGGCAGAUCCUUAUGUCGUCAGGAUCAACCACCUUCACCAAAAUCGUCAACAAAUGGAAUACAGCUCUAAUUGGUCUCAUGACAUACUUCCGUGAAGCCACUGUGCAUACACAAGAGCUCUUGGAUCUACUGGUCAAGUGUGAGAAUAAAAUCCAAACGAGGAUUAAGAUUGGUUUGAACUCAAAGAUGCCUAGCAGAUUUCCUCCUGUUAUCUUCUACACUCCAAAGGAAAUUGGUGGGUUGGGAAUGUUGUCAAUGGGUCAUAUUUUGAUCCCCCAAAGUGACCUUCGGUACAGUAAGCAAACAGAUGUUGGUGUAACCCAUUUUAGGAGUGGAAUGAGCCACGAGGAAGAUCAGCUUAUACCAAAUCUGUACCGAUACAUACAGCCAUGGGAAAGUGAGUUCAUUGAUUCACAGCGUGUGUGGGCAGAAUAUGCUUUAAAGAGGCAGGAAGCACAGGCUCAAAAUAGGCGUCUUACACUGGAAGAUCUGGAAGACUCUUGGGAUAGGGGAAUUCCUCGAAUCAAUACGCUGUUUCAGAAGGAUAGGCACACACUAGCGUAUGAUAAAGGUUGGAGGGUUCGGACUGACUUCAAACAGUACCAAGUCCUUAAACAAAAUCCUUUCUGGUGGACACACCAGAGGCACGACGGGAAGUUGUGGAACUUGAACAAUUACCGAACUGAUGUCAUCCAAGCCCUUGGAGGUGUUGAGGGUAUACUUGAGCACACGUUAUUCAAGGGGACAUAUUUCCCGACCUGGGAGGGUCUUUUCUGGGAGAAAGCAUCUGGUUUUGAGGAGUCGAUGAAAUAUAAGAAGCUAACGAAUGCGCAGAGGUCUGGUCUGAACCAGAUUCCAAACAGAAGAUUCACGCUUUGGUGGUCGCCAACAAUCAAUCGGGCAAAUGUUUAUGUGGGUUUCCAAGUGCAGUUGGAUCUGACAGGAAUAUUUAUGCACGGAAAGAUUCCCACACUUAAGAUCUCUUUGAUUCAGAUCUUCCGAGCACAUUUGUGGCAGAAGAUCCAUGAGAGUGUUGUUAUGGAUCUUUGCCAAGUAUUGGACCAAGAGUUGGACGCUUUGGAGAUAGAAACUGUGCAGAAGGAGACAAUUCAUCCGAGGAAGAGUUAUAAGAUGAACAGCUCUUGUGCUGAUGUACUUCUAUUUGCUGCCCAUAAAUGGCCAAUGUCUAAGCCUAGCUUGGUUGCUGAGUCAAAGGAUAUGUUCGACCAGAAAGCUAGUAACAAGUAUUGGAUAGAUGUGCAACUUCGUUGGGGAGAUUAUGACUCUCACGAUAUUGAGCGUUAUACUAGGGCCAAGUUCAUGGAUUAUACAACGGACAACAUGUCCAUCUAUCCAUCUCCAACUGGUGUAAUGAUUGGCCUUGAUCUGGCAUACAACUUGCAUUCUGCCUUCGGUAACUGGUUCCCUGGUUCAAAGCCUCUCCUUGCUCAAGCAAUGAACAAGAUUAUGAAGUCCAAUCCGGCUUUAUACGUGUUGAGAGAGAGGAUAAGGAAAGGUUUGCAGCUGUACUCGUCUGAGCCUACAGAGCCAUAUUUGUCUUCUCAAAACUACGGUGAAAUUUUCAGCAAUCAAAUUAUAUGGUUUGUUGAUGAUACAAAUGUCUACCGUGUCACAAUUCACAAGACAUUUGAAGGAAAUUUAACUACAAAGCCUAUCAAUGGUGCCAUUUUCAUUUUCAAUCCGAGAACUGGGCAGCUGUUCUUGAAGGUUAUCCAUACAAGUGUCUGGGCUGGUCAGAAGCGUCUUGGCCAGCUAGCUAAAUGGAAGACUGCUGAAGAGGUUGCUGCACUUGUGCGGUCUCUCCCAGUUGAAGAACAGCCAAAACAAAUUAUUGUUACUCGUAAAGGUAUGUUGGAUCCCCUUGAGGUUCACUUGCUGGAUUUCCCGAACAUUGUUAUCAAGGGAAGCGAACUGCAGCUGCCGUUCCAGGCUUGCUUGAAGAUAGAGAAAUUUGGUGAUCUGAUUUUGAAGGCCACAGAACCGCAGAUGGUUCUGUUCAAUAUCUAUGAUGAUUGGCUGAAGAGUAUUUCUUCGUAUACUGCCUUUUCAAGACUCAUUCUGAUCCUUCGUGCGCUUCAUGUGAAUAAUGAGAAGGCUAAGAUGCUCUUGAAGCCCGACAAGUCUGUUGUCACUGAGGCACAUCACAUCUGGCCCUCUCUCAAUGACGACCAAUGGAUGAAGGUGGAGGUAGCACUUAGAGAUCUUAUCCUUUCUGACUACGCAAAGAAGAACAAUGUGAAUACCUCAGCUCUCACACAAUCCGAGAUCAGAGACAUUAUUCUUGGAGCUGAGAUUACUCCACCUUCUCAACAGAGGCAACAAAUAGCUGAGAUUGAGAAACAGGCAAAGGAAGCCAGCCAGCUUACUGCAGUCACAACAAGAACUACAAAUGUUCAUGGUGAGGAACUCAUUGUCACCACCACUAGCCCCUACGAGCAAUCUGCAUUCGGUUCCAAGACAGAUUGGCGUGUGCGUGCAAUAUCAGCUACUAACCUCUACCUCAGAGUCAAUCACAUAUACGUUAACUCAGAUGACAUCAAGGAAACCGGAUACACAUACAUCAUGCCAAAGAACAUCUUGAAGAAGUUCAUAUGCAUAGCGGAUCUUCGUGUUCAAAUUGCUGGAUAUCUAUAUGGUAUUAGUCCCCCGGAUAAUCCCCAAGUGAAAGAGAUCCGUUGUGUUGUGAUGGUGCCGCAGUGGGGAAGUCACCAGCAAGUUCACCUCCCGUCGUCUCUUCCUGAACAUGAUUUCUUAAAUGAUCUUGAGCCCUUGGGAUGGUUGCACACACAGCCUAAUGAGCUCCCUCAACUGUCACCACAGGAUGUGACCUCUCAUUCCCGUAUUCUGGAGAGCAACAAGCAAUGGGAUGGAGAAAAAUGCAUCAUCCUGACAUGCAGUUUCACUCCUGGCUCCUGUUCUUUGACGUCGUAUAAGCUGACCCAAACUGGAUAUGAAUGGGGACGGCUCAACAAGGACACAGGCAGCAAUCCCCACGGUUACCUUCCCACCCAUUACGAGAAAGUGCAGAUGCUCUUGAGUGACCGGUUCCUUGGGUUUUACAUGGUUCCUGAGAACGGACCGUGGAACUACAACUUCAUGGGAGUAAAGCACACGUUGAGCAUGAAUUACAACGUCAAACUCGGAUCCCCAAAGGAGUACUAUCAUGAGGAGCAUCGACCCACUCAUUUCCUGGAGUUCAGCAACAUGGAGGAGGCUGACAUGGAGGGAGAUCGUGAAGACACGUUCGCUUGA
This is a messenger RNA of Arabis nemorensis, 7083 nucleotides long. NCBI's taxonomy places the organism in Eukaryota, Viridiplantae, Streptophyta, Magnoliopsida, Brassicales, Brassicaceae. The record is from the annotation of a GenBank genome assembly.